This is a messenger RNA of Dicentrarchus labrax (European seabass), 1218 nucleotides long. RefSeq names its product CD63 molecule (gene cd63). Gene Ontology annotation, cellular component: membrane. NCBI's taxonomy places the organism in Eukaryota, Metazoa, Chordata, Actinopteri, Moronidae. The record is from RefSeq and is a predicted model, not a curated record. The transcript is spliced from 8 exons. Bases 165 to 887 code for a protein of 240 amino acids.
AGGGAGUAACGUUAGUAGUGAGACGGGAGCUGAGGGAGGAGGAGGGACUAUAAACACUAAAAGUUAGUCUACAAUUACAACACAUCGUCGUCCUCGCCUCCCAUCGCAGGAUCUCGAAGGCUUUUCUUCACAAAAAAAAAAAAGGAAACUCAUCCUCAUCAGCCAUGGCUGUGGAGGGGGGUAUGAAAUGUGUCAAGUUCCUGAUCUUCUUUUUCAACUUUAUUUUCUGGUUAUGCGGCUUAGCGUUGAUCGUCGUGGGAGUCCUGGUUCAGGUGGGUUUGCACAAGACCUUCACCAUCAAGGACGCGGCGGCCUCAGGAGUUCCCAUCCUCAUCAUCAUUGUCGGUGUGGUGAUUUUCUUCAUCUCCUUCUUCGGCUGCUGUGGCGCCUGGAAAGAGAACUACUGCAUGAUCACCACGUUUGCCAUCUUUCUCUCACUGAUCAUCAUUGUUGAGAUUGCAGCAGCAAUCGCUGGAUACGUCUUCAGGAACAAACUCUCAGGUGUCGUCCAGGAUAGUCUCACUGAUAUGAUUAUGCAUUACGAGAACGGCACAGCUGAAUUCAAAGACACUGUGGAUAAACUGCAGGAGGAGUUGAAAUGCUGUGGCGUGAACAGUUCUUCCGACUGGAAAAUCUUCAGUUCUGAGGGAAACUCUGUGCCUGACUCAUGCUGUAAGAAUAUCACUGCUGGCUGUGGAGUCGGGACCAUGACGGACGCUGCCAAAGUGUACCUGAAGGGUUGCCAUGAUGCUGUGGAGGCUUUACUGAAGAAAAACCUCCUGUGGGUGAUAGUUGCAGCCCUUGUUAUUGCUUUCUUGCAGAUAAUGGGCAUUGUGUUCGCCUGCUGUUUGAUGAGAGGCAUCCGCAGCGGCUACGAAGUCAUGUGAUUCAGCUUCCCGCCCCGAGGCAGGAGCCGGUUGUUCAGAUCACACUUAUUGGGAGCGUCAUUGUUCGUCAUUGUUCGUCCUUAUACUCCAGAUAAAGUGCACAGAACAAUUCAUUUUCUCUUGUAUUGAUUUUUGGAUUUUAUUUUCAUAGGUUAUAUCUCCGCUUUGAUACUUUAUCAUUUGAGCUUAGGAAUUCUAAACAGUAGAAAAAGAUAAAUGUGCGCUUUGUUAUGUUCUUAUUGGUGGCGAGGAUUUCUAACACACUUUUACUUUGCUUGUUCUUGUUAAGAGCGCCAAGUUUUUAUGUUUUUAUUAAAGACUGUUUAAAUUA